AUCAAAAGACAUCAUCACGUCAAGAGGAGGAAAUCAUCUCAAAGGGGGGGCUACAGCGGUGUGACCAGUCAACUUGAGAAGAAAACUGUCAUCUCUGGAAAAAGGAAUAUCUAUUUUCUUACAUAUUUUGUUAUUUGACAAUUAUCUCCAAUUUUCCCAUGGUUUUUUUGCACUUAUUCGGAUCAUAAAUCAUCUGUUUGGGACAAUUUCAGCAUCCAAGUGGAACAUUUUGGAUUAUCCCCAGAGGUCGACCGUGUCCUUUACCAUCACAGGGAUCUACCUGCUUAUCCCCUCCACCUGGAACAACUUAGAUGAGCUCAAGCUGCUAAUAACCCCCUAAACAACAAGGCCUGUACUGACCACUGUGAAAACAACCUCUUGUGACCUCUGUCGGGUUUGUCUCUUUACAUGCAGCUGGCCUCCUCUGGAUUGACUGUCGAGUUUUGACCAGAUACACUGAACUUUCCUGCUCCUGCCUCUCACGUUUCUCUUCUGUCUCUGCGUUGCACAGUCGUGAGCCAUGGUGCUGCUGAAGGUUAAGUUCACCCAGCAGCGGCGGGUGCGUCUGGCCCAGGGCCUGUGGCUGCUCUCCUGGAUGGCAGUGAUGUGGGGGGCCAUCAUCUUCUGUCUGGGGGUUUACCUUAAGACAGAGCUGCUCCGUAGGGCUGAGGUGAUGGACAACACAGAGAUCCACGUGGUGCCCAACAUCCUGAUGAUGGUGGGCCUGGCCUCCAUCGGCACCAACUGGGUUGCCACCCGCGUGUGUCAAGACUCCCUGGACCCAGCCCGCUUCCCACGUUGGAAAGUUUUCCUGCUGGCUUGGUUUGCUGCAGCUGCAGUGAUCUGUUGUCUGCUCAUCAUUGUGGUGGUGCUCAGCUACGCACUGCAGGGACGCCUGGAGGAGUCACUAAAGGUGGGCCUCAGGAACGGUAUCCGGUUCUACAAGGACACAGACGUGCCGGGCCGCUGUUUCCAGAAAGAGACCAUUGAUCGUCUGCAGAUGGAGUUUCGCUGUUGUGGAAACAACAACUUCAAGGACUGGUUUGAAGUUCAGUGGAUCAGCAACAGAUACCUGGACUUCACCUCCAAGGAGGUCAAGGAUCGUAUCCGGAGUAAUGUGGACGGCCGUUACCUGUUGGAUGGCGUUCCUUUCAGCUGCUGUAACCCUGCCUCCCCUCGCCCCUGCCUGCGGUACCACCUGACAGACAACAACGCCCACUACAACUAUGAGUACCAAUCAGAGGAACUCAACCUGUACAGCCGUGGCUGCAGGCAGGCUCUGACUGACUACUACAUGGAGCUGAUGAACUCAACUGGUCCUGGUGUGCUGUCAGUCAUCCUAAUACAGCUGUCAGUGCUCCUGAGCCUGCGGUACCUGCAGACGGCCGUGGAAUCAGCCAUGGCUCUGGAGGACCCAGAGGGCGAGAGUGAGGGUUACAUCCUGGAGAAGGGUGUGAAGGAAACAUUCGAGGAUGUCAAAGCCAAAGCCCUCGCCAUGCUUAAGGCCGUACAGGUUGACCCCGGCACCACCGAAGGCACCGCUGAGGCUGCAGACACAGAGAAAGUCGCGACCCCUACUCCUGCCAGUUAGAGGGGGGAUAUCUUUACAUAUGAGCUGAGGAAGAAGGGAUGCAGGGGGGAGAUGUGUUUGAGGUUUCUUGGUGGUGUGAGUCAGCAGGUGGUGGUUACAACACCUGUUGAGUUUUGACACAUUAGACUUGAUUUAUGCUCCAUCCAAAGCAGCAGCCGCAGCUCCCUCGCACAUGGCCAAAACAGGGCAACAAAUAGGGAAUCUUAUCAGGCCCUGCACAGACACCAAAGCAAACUUCUCCUCUGUGUAGGACCUCACGGAUGUGUAACCAUCAGACAAUCUGUUGAGGAGAUGUGUAGUACCUUUUGUUGUAACUAGAAGAGAGUACAUUCAGUUUAAAGGGGUGUAGUGAUCUCACACACACACACACACACAGACACAUAUAUUUAAUGCUUUUUGACAUUUGGCUCAAAUUUGGCAAAUCACAUGACGCUGAGGUUCAUCCCAUGUGCACUAUAUUAUUCAUCUCACGGCUGUAGAGUUUGUACUAAACUGCAAUGAAAUGCUUAGGAACCUGUUAAAAUGUCACAUGAAUUAUAUAUUAAAGGUAGAAGUUUUUGACUGCUUUGUAGUGUCGGCUU
Messenger RNA from Epinephelus lanceolatus (giant grouper), 2172 nucleotides. RefSeq names its product retinal outer segment membrane protein 1b (gene rom1b). Lineage: Eukaryota; Metazoa; Chordata; Actinopteri; Perciformes; Serranidae. Gene Ontology annotation, cellular component: plasma membrane. The record is from RefSeq and is a predicted model, not a curated record. Gene Ontology annotation, biological process: visual perception.